AAUGUGAGAGCAGAGCUACAAAAAUGCCUUUUCUAUCGAAAGGUGGGACGAGUUGGGGCAGGUUUUGUGGGCAGGGGAGGAUACGGUAGCCACACAAUCGUUACCGACAUGGUGUUUUAUUAGAAAUUCGUUUAAAAAUGACAGUCUGCAGAGGGGACCGCAGCUGCUGCGGCAGCCGCCCCCCUGCGGGCUCCAGAGACCGCUCGGUCAGUACCUCCUGUGUGUGCAGGUCCGGUUCUGUUCCCUCCACCCACGAUCCAGGGAAAAGCUGCCCUUUAAUCCCGUUUUUCCCGUAGAAAAGACCAGUAAAAAGUGUUAUAUCCGCUUCGGAACCGCUUUCAGUCCCAGCCGUGUGGGGAGCGAACAAACGCGGAGGGACGGAACCGGGUGCGUGUGCUCUGCCAAAUGCUUCCGGCGGGACACUGUCCCCGGGAGGCGCGGGGUGGCCGCUCCCGCUCCGCGAGAAGCCGCGAUGGCGGCGGUGGCCGCGGUGGCGGGCGAUGGCCGCGAUGGCGGCGGUGGCCGCGGUGGCCCCGCGCGGGUGAGGUUUUAUCCCCCAGAAACCCCCGAGGUCAGUUCGCAGCUCCGCCCGGAACGCGUGAGCUCUGCAGACGGCAGGAGCCGGCGCACAUUUCGCGCAGCACAGCUCCCCCCGCGGCUGAGGGCUCCAGUGUCGGUCCCUUCACCGGCGGCGCCUCCCCGCGGAGCUCCGCGGGCUCCGGGCCGGAGCCACAAGCCCUUUAUGCCUCUUUAUUUCUGUGUUUUCGGUGUUUCCUCCCCUUUUGCUACACGCGGCCUUUACAGGGUUUUUGUGUUGUUUUCCCCCCGCGGGUGUUGGGGCAGGCGGGGGUGCAGCAGCCCCGUGAGGGCUGUGCCGGCUCCGCACCGCUCCCGCUGCCGCCGCUGCCCGGGCACUGCGGAGUUACGGGUCCAACCCCUUCGUGCGAGCACGACACGGCGCCCUUCGUUGUUCAACAGGGAGUGACAAGGCGGCACCAGAGCUCACAAGCUCCGAGGGAGGAAACCUCAGGAAAAGGUGUUCAAAAUGCAACAAGUUUUGCAAGGAGCUGGGCCCUGGGGAUCUCGGGGUUCCCCGGGAGCCGGGAUAGAGCGGGGAACCAGCCCCCUGCUCAGCAGGAGCAGCUGAGAGCAGCCAGGACAAUCAUUUUGAUUGCCAGUGCCGCAUCCCUACGCGACCACAGCGCAGGCGCAGGCUCUGCUCCCGCUCUCCUUUCCGAAGGGAUCCACCUCGACACCGGGAUUUCAAGGGGAAGAAGUUCAAAGAGGAAAAAUGCCGAGGGUCCCGCCCCAGGCUGCAUCAUCCCCCCAGAGCCUCCAGGCGUGCCCGAGACGGAAAGAACUACGCUUUCCACACGCAGCCAGGCUCAGGAAAGGAGCGAGCGGUGCCUGCAGGUGAGCGGCCGGAGGGGAGAGGGCGCUGCGCAGCGCUCACCUGGGCCGGGUGGGACCCGCGGGGGGACUGUGUCCUUUUGGCACUGAUACGGGGGACCCGGCUGCUGUGGGGGGCCAGUUUGUCCCGGGACUUGAGGCUCUCUGGGGCCGUAUUUCAUGGAACAAAGCUCGUGCCGCGUUCCCAGCUGCGAGGACAUUUUCUGGCAUGGGCUGGGCUCCGUUUUGCGGGAAGCACCGGGCUGGGUGUCCCUGUGCCCACCCCCACGGGGCGCAGAGAGAAGCUGCUCCUGUGGCUUCGGCCGAGGGACAGUGGGAAGAACGGAGCAGUCCUGAUGGAAAUCGAUGGAAAAACAAGUUUUGUUUGGUUUUGGGCUUGGCGUUUUCCCCCGACCCCACCUGAUCUGUGUUUUCUGCCUCGGGAAACAGGAAGAGGAGACAGAAGGGGGAAUGGGGACAAAGACAAUUCGUUCCCCCAAAAGGGACGAGUUUCUUUCUAUUUCUUUCCUGACCCACCCGGAAUGGUUUGGGUCUCAGGAGGCACCUGGGAGGCUCCUUUUGUGUCCCGGGUGGAGCCGUGCCUGUAAAAGGGCACAGCGUGGAGCGGGGCUGGGAGAGGAGCCGUGCUGGGGACCGGUGAUGCCGCGGGGGUUUGCCUGUGGAAGCGGCCAUCAGUUUCCUGAUGGGAGUGCUGGGAAGAGAACCGAGAGUCGGUGAGAAAUGAGGAAACACCGCAGCUGGAGUGCCGGGAAUGGAGAGUGUGCAGUGUGUGUUGUCUGGGCAGUCUCACCCCGGCUCUUGGGGGCUGUGUGAAGAUUCCUCCCUGGAACAAGGUCACCCCCUGAGGAUGAGCCACAGAGAUUCGCUUGUUGGAGCAGGUCAGCAGGAACAAGAGGAAAUGUGGUGCCAGCAGUGUGUCCCAUCAGGCUGUGUUUCCCUCGAAGGACAGAGAGUCUCUGAACUGAGUGAGCCGGGGCUGGCACACGGACUCAUGCAGGUACUGAUCUGGCACCGGAGCUGUUGCCCUUUGGAGCCAUCUUGAAGGUGUGAUCGUAGAAGAUUUUGGAGGCUGUUUGGGAAUUCCAUUUGGAGCUGCAUCUCGCUGCAAGCGCAUCGGUCCAGGCUGUCCUUGCCCUGGUGCCUGCAGUGCCCAGUGCCUGAGACCGAGAGAGCCUUGUCCAAAGGGGCCUUUGGCACCUUGUCAGGAAUGUGGCAGCAGCCCCAUGCGGGAGCAGCUUGGAGUGAGAAGAACAUGAACUCACAGCCGUUCAGGCCUGACAGUCCCCUGCAGCGAGAGCUCAGCACACAUCCACAGAGGCAAGUCCAGCAUCUGAAAGAAAAACAAACCACAAACAGGAGAAAAAG
Messenger RNA from Prinia subflava (tawny-flanked prinia), 2775 nucleotides. RefSeq lists its product as uncharacterized. The transcript has 7 exons. The coding region runs from base 406 to 1500 and encodes 364 amino acids. The record is from RefSeq and is a predicted model, not a curated record. NCBI's taxonomy places the organism in Eukaryota, Metazoa, Chordata, Aves, Passeriformes, Cisticolidae.